Molecule: messenger RNA, 1531 nt
Organism: Gossypium arboreum
Lineage: Eukaryota; Viridiplantae; Streptophyta; Magnoliopsida; Malvales; Malvaceae
Product: PRA1 family protein H
Exons: 4
Coding region: 59-775 (238 amino acids)
Biological process (GO): vesicle-mediated transport
Cellular component (GO): Golgi apparatus; endoplasmic reticulum
Source: RefSeq, a predicted model, not a curated record
AAGAAUCAAGGAGGAAAAGAAAAAAAAAUGGAAAAUCUCAAAAAAGAAUUAAAGAAAAAUGGUGUUUUCCUCUAAUCCAUUAUCUCUCAGCGUCCCAGACCCUACCUUCGAAUCGUGGCUCCGAGACUCCGGCUACCUAGACGUCAUCGACAACCAACAGACCGCCGCUGCUGCUGCCGCCACCACCGGUACUUCCACGAUUAGCGACCCAACAAUAACCAUCCCAAUCAGCAGCUUCCUUUUCCGAUAUUUGGUCUCUUUUUUCUCUCAUUUAUGGACGCUACUCUCUCUACUCACGUUCAAUCCAUUCGCCAAGCUCACCACCAACGAUUUCUCCGGCGAAACUCCGUCGUGGACUAAAGGGUUCUUCGCGGAUUUCGGGUCCUAUUCGUUUCCAGCUUCGGCUUCUCAAGCAAGGCUCAGGGUUCAAGAGAAUGUUAAGCGUUAUGCUCGGAAUUAUGCUUCACUUUUUAUCCUCUUCUUCGCUUGUUCUCUGUAUCAGCUGCCACUUGCACUUGUUGGGUUGAUAUCAAGUUUGGCACUUUGGGAUUCAUUCAGGUUCUUCAGUGAUAAAUGGGGUUUGGAUCGAUUCCCUGUCACUGAAAUGAUCUUGGUUCGCUUUGUGCAAUGCGUUACUGCAAUUAUUUUGUUGUGGUUGAAUGUUCAAAUGGCCUUGUGUUGUACCCUUGUUGUCAGUUAUAUAGUUAUGCUUUUGCAUGCCGCAUUCCGGAAGCUGACACCAGUAAAGCAACCUUCUCAUGGUAGACGGAAAUAGGAGAUCACCCCGAACCAAACACAAAUAUGGCCAGCUUCGGUUUGCAGUUUUGUUUUGCAGCAAGAGAUCAGCAAGUUCUCUUCAGUGAGCUACGAAAACCACCUCUUUAUAGUAUAACGGCUUAUUAUCCGGUGGAUGAUUUUUUUGUAGUUGAUCUUGCUCGGUACAUGUCAAAUGACAAAAAGAAAUUGCAUUAUUGCAAUGAACAUUUGAUAGAUCUUGUUUUGCUUUCUAUCAAUCAUAGGCAGUUGAGUUUUCUAACCUGUAAUGGAGUUUUGCUGGUAUUAACUUUGUAUAUUCCCUCAUGCACCCUCUUCCUGCUUAAAAGUUGACUAAUUCAUUCACAGCUCGCAGUUAAAUGGUGCUUGGCAUUCAUUUCUGUAAACCUUGCUACACGAAGAACUGAAAUAGAAUUCGAAGAGGUGAAUACCAAUUCCUAAUUUUUGUUUUGUCUGCAAUCUUAGGGUAGCAAAUCUAUUGGUCACAAAUUUAUAACCAAAUCUUUAUGGAUGGUCGUUAUCCAGAGUGGUAAUUUAGAAAGUGUUGUGUAGUGAUUUGUUAUAUUUGUUGAUUAAAAGCACUCUCCAUUUAAGCUUGAGAAGUUAGGUUCAACCCAGUUUGUGCUGCCAUGCUGCUAUGUGUAAAACUUGCCAUAAUUGAAUGUUGGUCAUGGCUGAAAAUCACUGAUAUUAUGUUACUCCGGUUUAACACUGAAUAACAUAGCUAUGAUAUUCUUAAAUUGAUGUUACCUGGAAA